UCAUGGCUAAACUCCCGCGAGAUCUGGCAUUUUGGAUUGGGGUUUUCGAGUUGCCAAACAAUCGCGGGUGUGUUCGUGUUGCACACCGAUGAAUCACGUAGUUGCCCCUUUUUCGUUUGCAGAAACGCUUACGCUGUCUGGCACGCGCAGCAGGAGGCAAACAAGUCUAGUGCGACUCUUAAAACAACUGUGCGGCCGCUCACCUUUGGAACUGCGCAAUGCAGAGACUUCAGGUUUUUAAGGGGACUUUCUGUAGCUUGGAUGCCGUCCAACGGCAGCUCCUAAUAGGCUCAGCGGUGGCAGCAGGGGGGAUACUGGUGGCAUACAUAGUGCACAGAAGAAGACAAGUCCAAAGUAUUCCUCUUGGUGAAGGAUGGUGGGGAGCAGGAGAGAAGCCACUGUCAGAGGAUGAUAAAAUCUAUCCCUUUAAAGUGCAAACCUCAGAUAAAGAGAUUGAGGACCUUCAUGAGCGCAUUGAAAGAACCCGCUACACUGAUCCGUUAGAAGAUAGCUGCUUCCAGUAUGGCUUCAAUUCCACAUAUCUCAAGAAGGUGGUGUCCUAUUGGAGACACGAGUUUGACUGGAAAAAGCAAGUGGCAGUGCUCAACAAGUAUCAACACUUCAAAACUAAAAUAGAAGGAUUGGAUGUGCACUUCAUCCACGUGCGACCACCACACCGUGAGAAUCAGAAGGUUCUGCCACUUAUGCUCGUUCACGGCUGGCCCGGCUCCUUCUAUGAGUUCUACAAGAUUCUGCCACUUCUCACAGAGAACCAGGAUGGUGUCCUGUUUGAGGUCAUAUGCCCGUCUAUCCCUGGCUAUGGUUUCUCAGAAGCCCCUCAUAAACAAGGAUUCGACAGUCUCGCUGCUGCCCGAAUUUUCCUGACACUGAUGGAGCGUUUAGGAUUCUCCGAGUUCUACCUGCAGGGAGGUGACUGGGGCUCUCUCAUCACCACCAACAUGGCACAGAUGAAGCCUCAGUGCGUGAAAGGUCUCCACUUAAACAUGUGUAUGUCAACAAAGGGGCUCAAAGUGAUGUUUUCCCUCAUGAUUGGUCGUUAUCUGCCCUUCCUGGUGGGCUUCAGUCGGGAAGAUGUUCGCAGGUUGUUCCCUUUCUUCGAGAAAAAUGUCUGGGACAUCCUGAGGGAAAGCGGCUACCUGCACAUCCAAGCCACUAAACCAGACACUGCAGGUUUUGGAGUGAAUGACUCUCCUGUAGGCUUGGCGGCCUACCUUCUGGAGAAGUUCUCCUCCUGGACUGAUCUAAGGAACAGAGGUCUGGUGGAUGGUGGGCUGGAGAGGAAAUUCAGCCUGGAUGACCUUCUGACUAAUGUCAUGAUCUACUGGACUACAGGCUCCAUAGUCUCCUCCAUGCGCUUCUACAAAGAGAACUUUAAGAGUAAUCCUGACAAUAGAGUGGAUGCAAAGACAGGGAUAUUUGUGCCCACUGGACUUGCCGCCUUCCCUUGGGAGCUGAUGCACUGCCCUAAGGCCUGGGCGCAAAUUCGAUAUCGAAACAUCUACUCCUACACUUUCAUGCCUCGAGGUGGUCACUUUGCUGCCUUUGAGGAGCCCCAGCUGCUAGCCAACGACAUUGUCCAGUUUGUCAAAAAAGUGGAGGACAUCUGAACACUUGCACUCACAACUAUUAUUGCUGUUUAAUUUUGAUUGGUCAUUACAAAUGCAGAUUUUCACACUACAAUGCAUCUCACUGCUUGAUUGCCUCUAAAAUUACAGCACGGUCAAAUGCAUUUUCAGGUUUUGAUAAAUGUAAACAUAUACACAGAUACUGGCACUCAAAUGUAUCCAAAGAUUGGAUUAAAGAAAGCGAUACAAUGUAUUAUCUUUCAAGUUAUGCUCAUUAAAAAUAUAUUGCACU
Molecule: messenger RNA, 1878 nt
Organism: Etheostoma spectabile (orangethroat darter)
Lineage: Eukaryota; Metazoa; Chordata; Actinopteri; Perciformes; Percidae
Gene: ephx5
Product: epoxide hydrolase 5
Exons: 10
Coding region: 219-1628 (469 amino acids)
Biological process (GO): epoxide metabolic process; arachidonate metabolic process
Molecular function (GO): epoxide hydrolase activity
Source: RefSeq, a predicted model, not a curated record